AUGAAGGGCUCACAGCGAAAGUUGACGCGUAGUACGAAAUCGCGUAUCUCUCGGGCUGUUUGCUCGUACGCGCGCUUUCCGAAACCAAGCACAUUACACUGGUAUCGACCACGAGAUUGGGUGGUCGGUCGAACGCGCGCUCCGAGCGAACAGAACGAACAACGAACUUCUCUUGGAACUUUCUCUCCGCUCGACGACGAAGACCAACGCGCGCUCGCGAUGGCGCGUCUCGCGCGGCGCGUCGCGGGCGCGGUCGCGUCCGCGAUUCUCCUCCUCGCGUGCAUCACCCUGUCGUUCGCGUCCAGCGCGGACGCUCGGUUCGAGGACGCGUUCACGCUCGACGGCGCGGAGUGGCAGCAUCACGUCGAGGACAGCACGGGGAGGUCGUACUACUUCGACGUGAAGCACCGUAAAUCGCAGUGGGCGGACCCGCGCCCGCGUCCGACGGACGACGACGACGACGACGACGACGACGCGCCUCGCUCGGACGAAAGAGAAGACGCGAGCGCGGACGACGACGACGACGACGAGGAGGAGGAGGAGGAGGAACCCUGGACCACGUCGCUCGCGGACGACGACGACGACGACGACGACGACGCCGACGACGCCGACGCCGCGGAGGCAAAAGUCCUUAAGGAUCGGCGUCCACCACGCCGACGCGGUCGUACGGGGACCAGUGCGACACAGAACGCGCAUCUGCGCGUCGUCGCGUUCGCCGUCGUCGUCGCCGCCGUCGCGUGGCUCGCGUCGUUGACGAAGAAGGUCCGCGCGCGGGCGGGGCCCGGCGGGACCGGGUCCGCGCGCGCGGGCGGGUCGCCGAUGCGCGCGCGCGGGCGCGGCGGCGUCGCGGACGCGAUCUUCGAGCUCCGCGUCGAGGCGCGCCUCAGCGCGUCGCGCGCGCGUCUUCGCCUCGCAGCCGCGCUCAGGCGCGUCCGGACGUGUCUCUCCGCCCACCCCUCGCUUUCAAUCCCGACGCACACACCGCGACGCCUUUCAACUCCACCCCUGACGCCUUUCGACUCCGCCCCGACGUUCGUCGCUUCGCGCGGAACGACUCUCAUCAGAUCGCGACUCGGCGCGGUCGCGGCGGUCGCGAAGGACGCGUGCGCGUCGCGCGCGACGCCGCGCGAUCGGUUGGGCGUGUUGAUCGCCGCGUCGAGGGCGUUCGACCGAUCCGCGGACGCGUUUCUCAUCGCGCGGGCGCUCGUCGCGUCGUACUACUACGACCUCGCGGCGGACAAGGUGGGCGCGUAUCUCCGCGCGCGCGGCCAAUCGCGGGACGACACGACAGCAUACGACACCAUGUCAGCAUACGCCACGUCAGCAUCGUCGUCUGGAGGCAUCCCGUGGCUCGCGCUCGCGCUCGUCGUCGCGACGACGGCGACGCUCCUCGACCGGCACCCGACGCGCGCGGCGGCGUGCGCGCUUCUCUACGACGUCCGCGACUCCUUCCGCGUCGUCGCCGACGCGUUCUUCGCCGGCGCUCCGCCGUGGUUCGUCUCGCUGAACCCGAACGAGCUCGCGAUGAAGAAGCUCGCGAUGUUCGGCGCGACGUGCCUGCUCGUCGUCCACGCGUCCGCGCGUCGGGAGAAGAUUCGCGGCGCGCGCGACGAGAAGAGCGGCGGCGGCGGCGGCGGCGGCAGCGCGAGAGGGUUGCUCGACGCGUUCGACGGCGUCGGCGGCGGCGCGCGGAGUCCGACGACGUCGGGGUUAGGAGGAGGGUUAGGGUUAGGGUUAGGGUUAGGGUUAGGGUUUGGCGGCGGCGGCGGCGGCGGCGGCGACGACGACGACGCGAUCAGACCCGCUGGGAAGAGGAAGAGCCUCGCGCUUCUGUGCGCGCGGCUGGCGAUCGCGGCGUCGCUCUUUUUCGUCGGCUGGACGCAAAUUCGUCGCGUCGUCGCGCGCGGCGCGCUCGCCCCCGCCGCGCCCGCUUCCGGCGGACGCGGACGCGGACACGUCGACGCGCACGAUAACAGCUGGCUUCUUCUUCAGUUCGCGCUCGCGGCGCCGCUCGCGAUCGGGUACAGACCGGCGUUCACCGCGUGGGCGCUGUCGUGGACGCUGUGGGGCGAGGCGUGGAGGUGCGUUCUAUACACUGGUCCCCGUACGACCGCGUCGGCGUGGUGA
This is a messenger RNA of Micromonas pusilla CCMP1545, 2127 nucleotides long. RefSeq lists its product as uncharacterized. Bases 1 to 2127 code for a protein of 708 amino acids. The transcript has 2 exons. NCBI's taxonomy places the organism in Eukaryota, Viridiplantae, Chlorophyta, Mamiellophyceae, Mamiellales, Mamiellaceae. Gene Ontology annotation, molecular function: protein binding. The record is from RefSeq and is a predicted model, not a curated record.